AUGCUUGAGGGUGCCACAGGUUGGCUGCUGUUUGCCUCUGGUUGCUCACUAGAACUGGGUUAUCUGGGUGCUCAACCGGUUCUGGCUACGUCCAAGCUGGGUCUCCGCCAGGUGAAUGGUGUUACCAGGGUAACCAUCCUCAAAUCCGAGAACAUCGUCAUCACCAAACCAGACGUGUACAAAAGUCCUGCUUCAGAUACCUACAUUGUAUUUGGUGAGUCUAAGAUGGAGGAUAUGUCACAGCAAGCCCAGCUACAGAGAAGUUCAAGAUCCAGGGAGACGCCCACCGUACAGGAGGAGAGUGAAGAGGAAGAGGGGGUGCUUUUCUUGCUCUUGACGGCCAUCGUGUCAAUAUUAACAAUGGCAAUUACGAACGGGAGAAAAUUCUGGACAGUGUCCGUUUUAUUGGAUGUAGCUGCAGAGAAAUUCAACAGAAAUAUGGUGCUCGUGAAGGUGAGCCCCUUUGUUCGAUAAUUUAAAUUGAAUUUACCCUUUUUGGACUGGUUUAACUACAUGUGAUAUCUAAACUAAAAAUGUAUUUAAUCAGUUUUUCUCAUCGAUCAUGCAUGAUUUUAUUUCAGAUGGUCUGUAUUACCUCACCACCUCCAAUGGUCUAGUGUACCAGAGCUACUGUGACAUGCCCACAGCUGGUGGUGGAUGGACACUGGUAGCCAGUGUGCAUGAGAACAACCUAUAUGGGAAAUGCACUGUGGGGGACCGGUGGUCAAGCGAGCAGGGAAGCAAUCCCAACCGCCCUGAUGGAGAGGGGACAUGGGCCAACAUGAACACCUUUGGGACUCCAGAGGGUGCAACAUGUGAUGACUACAAGGUAAAAUCUUAUUUACUUUCUGUACAUCAAGCUUACUGGGGAACUGAGUGUGGGAAAAAACAACAUAAUAAUAAGUGAUGAGUGAUUAUGCCAUGAGAUUAUAUUUAAAAAUAGGGAUGUACAGUGGGGAAAAUAAGUAUUUGAACCCCUACCGAUUUCGCAAGUUUGGCCACUUGCAAAGA
This is a messenger RNA of Clupea harengus (Atlantic herring), 1011 nucleotides long. RefSeq names its product NAC-alpha domain-containing protein 1-like. The record is from RefSeq and is a predicted model, not a curated record. The coding region runs from base 1 to 474 and encodes 157 amino acids. Lineage: Eukaryota; Metazoa; Chordata; Actinopteri; Clupeiformes; Clupeidae. The transcript is spliced from 4 exons.